Helicoverpa armigera (cotton bollworm) is the source of this 17189-nucleotide messenger RNA. RefSeq names its product sallimus (gene Kettin). The transcript has 21 exons. The coding region runs from base 249 to 14696 and encodes 4815 amino acids. The record is from RefSeq and is a predicted model, not a curated record. Lineage: Eukaryota; Metazoa; Arthropoda; Insecta; Lepidoptera; Noctuidae.
CGGCGCAGCGCGCGUUGCUCUCACACCGCACUAUCCGCUAACUAUUCGCAAUCGACCGACGUCUUGGAUGUUGGACUUGGGUUAUAAUGACUUGACUUCUGCUAAAUGAACCCGUGUACUAGUAUAAGUUUUUCGCAGUGGCGUAAUUAUUUCUUAAUACACGAGCGCCGAAACGAGGAUUGUUUUUCGAUAAGGACAAUUAGCGUCGAGUGAGAGUUUUUUGUGCGUUGUGCUGCAGUGGCGGCAAAAUGGAGAAGCAGUCGAGGUGGUCGGAGCAGCGCUCCGAGCAGCGCUCCGAACAGCGCGUGCAGCAGCACACCGAGCGGCGCGAGCAAGUGAUGCAGCAGCAGGAGCGCGUGCAGCGCACUGAGCAGCACUACACGCGCCAGAUGCUCACCCAGCAAGUUGAAUCUGCUGGCGAUCGCUUGCCUGUCACAUUAGGCAGGCCUGGCGAACCUUCUCCCCCAAUCUUCGAGCAAAUCUUCAAAAAUGCAAGGUUUGCGCAAGGCGGAAAUGCAAAAUUCGAAGGAAAACUUAGAGGCAAUCCUACCCCCGUUGUAUCGUGGACGAGAAAGAAAGCUCCACUGGUGGAGUGCAAUAAGUAUAGUAUGAGCUACAACGAACAAACCGGUGACGUGUCCUUAUUAAUUAAACAAAUCGGGCCGGGUGAUGAGGGCGAAUACACAUGCACGGCUCGCAAUCAAUACGGCGAGGCCAUUUGCUCCGUGUACAUUCAGCCUGAAGGCGUCCCGGUGCCCGCGCACCAGGCCUCGCAGCAACAGAGCUACAGGCACGUCAGUGAGAGCGUGGAACACAAAUCGUAUGGUACACAGGGGUACUCCACAGAACAGUCCAGUAAAACACAAAAAGUCGCAUACACCAAUGGCACUGACUAUUCAUCCACAGAAGAUUUCAAAGUGGACACCUUUGAGUACAGACUUUUAAGGGAAGUAUCAUUCAGAGAAACAAUUACUAAGAGAUACGUGAAUGAAAGUGACACUCACAUCAGUACUGAAAUUGAUAGAACGCUUGGACCAGUGUCACCACCCAAAAUUGCACAAAAGCCGAGGAAUUCUAAACUUCAAGAAGGUGCUGAUGCCCAGUUCCAGGUACAACUAUCUGGUAACCCGAGGCCGCGCGUGACUUGGUUCAAGAAUGGACAACGGCUUGUUAAUACUAGCAAGCAUGAGAUUGUCACUACACAUAAUCAAACGACUCUUAGGGUAAGGAAUACACAAAAGUCUGACUCUGGCCAUUACACUUUAUUGGCUGAAAAUCCUAAUGGAUGCAUUGUCACAUCAGCUUAUCUUGCUGUUGAAUCUCCGCAAGAGACGUAUGUGCAAGAUCAAAGAUCACAGUAUAUCAUGGACUCUCAACAAACAGGAAUUGAAGAAAGAGUAGAAAUUAGUGAAAAAGCUCUCGCUCCGCAAUUUGUAAGAGUCUGCCAAGACCGCGAUGUCACGGAGGGCAAAAUGACGCGAUUCGAUUGCCGCGUCACAGGCAGACCUUACCCAGAAGUCACGUGGUUCAUUAACGAUAGACAAAUUCGAGACGAUUAUAAUCAUAAGAUUUUAGUAAACGAAUCAGGUAAUCAUGCGCUUAUGAUUACAAACGUCGAACUUAGUGACAGUGGUGUAGUCACGUGUGUAGCGCGCAACAAGAGUGGAGAAACAUCUUUCCAGUGCAGACUAAACGUCAUCGAAAAGGAACAAGUAGUUGCACCGAAAUUCGUUGAACGUUUCAGUACUUUAAGUGUUCGCGAAGGAGAACCAGUUAUUUUGAAUGCACGCGCAGUUGGCACACCUACACCACGGAUCACAUGGCAGAAGGACGGCGUUCCGAUAAUACCCAAUCCAGAGUUACGAAUUAAUACCGAUGGUGGGGCCUCGACGCUGGACAUUCCUCGAGCCAAGGCGUCGGAUGCGGCAUGGUACCAGUGCACCGCCCAGAACGUCGCAGGCUCCACCGCCACUCGGGCAAGGCUCUACGUCGAAGUACCAAAAGAGCCUCCGCCUGAGCAGAAGCGUCUGCACUUGCCGCGGCCUACAAAGAUUAUCGAGCCAGAACCUGCUCCUGGACCAGAAAUCAUUUACUUAAGGCACGUGGAAAGGGCAAGACCUUACAUUCCUCCUGGUGAGGAAGAUCGAGUUUAUCCUCCACCGCAGUUUAUUGUGCCACUCAAGAGUAUUUCACAGAUGGAGGGUGGCAAAAUACACUUUGAAACGAGGAUAGAACCGGUUGGCGACCCAACGAUGAAAAUAGAAUGGUUAAGAAAUGGACAAAGUAUCGAAGCCAGUUCUAGGUUUACAUCAAUUUUCCGGUUUGGAUAUAUUUCUCUCGACAUGCUCAGUCUUAACAUUCAAGAUACUGGAGAAUACACUUGCAGAGCAAUAAGUGCAACAGGAGUUGCAGAAACUAAGGCUAUGUUGCAAGUAACUCCAAGAGCAACCAUCGAAAGAACAAGCCAACACCCAGAGAGCUUACAAUAUAUUCAACAGUUGGAAGAUUAUUCUAGAUAUCAGCACCAAGAGUCAAUAGAAGAACAGAUUUCUCAGAGGCCACAAUUUAUAAGGCCUCUUCAAGAGCUUGGUGAAUUACAAGAAGGCAGAAACGCCCAUUUCGAAGCUCAACUUACUCCAGUCAGUGAUCCUACUAUGAGAGUAGAGUGGUACAAAGAUGGUAGACCCAUUACAGCUAGCUCGCGAAUCACGUCAAUCUUCAACUUCGGUUACGUCUCCCUUAACAUCAUGCACCUACGGGCUGAAGAUGCAGGUUCGUACACAGUGAGAGCUGUAAAUAAGUUAGGUGAAGCCAUUAGUACCGCUUCGAUCAGAGUAGCUGCUAGGAGUACAGUUACUGCCGAUCUUGGCAUACCAGAACAACGACGAUACAUUGAGAAGACUGAGCAAUUGGAAGCAUAUCAGCAACAACAACACCAAAAGUAUUAUCAGGAAGCACCUGAAAGCACUCAGAAACCGGAGUUCAAAACACCAAUUAAGGAUCAAAUCAAUAUUAAGGAAGGUGGGUUCGCUCAUUUUGAAGCUCGCCUCGAACCAGUAGGUGAUUCAACUCUGAGAGUUGAGUGGCUGAAAGAUGGGCGUCCUGUUGAAGCCAGUUCAAGAAUAACUACAUUCUUUAACUUCGGAUAUGUCGCAUUAACAAUCAAAUCUGUGACCAUACACGAUGCUGGUCACUACACUUGCCGAGCUUAUAAUGCUCUUGGUCAGGCAGCUACCAGUGCUAACCUAACCAUAGUAACAAAGAAAGAUAUUAUCGCCGAAUCUCAGCAUCCAGGUGGAUACGAAAAAAUUCAACAUCUUGAAGAUUCCAGCCGAUAUUCAAGACGCGCUGAGGAAGAAGUGAGGGUUACACAAAAGCCUCGAUUUUUGGGACCAUUGAAGGGAACUAAUAAAAUAGUAGAAGGGCAAAGCGCUCACUUUGAAGCAAGAGUAGAGCCACAAAGUGAUCUGACUAUGACUGUAGAAUGGUAUUUUAACGGAAAGCAGAUUAAGAGUGCUAAUCGCAUUCAGACGUACCAUGACUUUGGCUACGUAGCAUUGGAUAUUGCCAGCGUUCGCUCUGAUGAUACCGGAGUUUACACCGUCGUAGCCCGCAAUGCAGCUGGAGAAGCCCAACUGAGUGCUUCUAUGACAGUGGAAACACGAUCCAGUAUUGACACGUCGAGUAUCCACCGUGGUUUAUACGAAAAGACUAGGCACAUUGAAGAGUCUAAGUUUGUGGAACCGAUGUAUGAGAUUGAAGAAAUCUCCAAGUCUAAACCAGUUUUUGUUCAACCUCUAUCUGAUCCAGCUCCAGUAUCAGAAGGUAAAAAUAUUCACUUAGAAUGCAGGUUGGAACCCAUGGGUGAUCCGACCAUGCGCGUGGAAUGGUUCCAUAAUGGAAGAGCCGUGACAGUCGGCUCAAGAUUCAGGACUUACUAUGACUUUGGAUUUGUUGCACUCGACAUCAUACACGCAACAUCUUCUGACUCUGGAGAAUAUACCGUGAGAGCUGUAAACCACCUGGGAUCCGCUCACACAUCCGCGAUGGUUCGUGUUAUUGAACGAUCAGAUAUUGUAACUGACACGCAAAACGAACAAGCUGUUGAACAAAUUCAAAUGCUGGAAGAUGCUGCGCGUAGAUCCAGACAAGUACAUGAAGAUAUUACUGUGAGGCAGGCACCUCAAUUCUCUAGAGCUUUACAUAACAUUGAGACUGUAGAAGGGACCAAUGUGCAUUUGGAGUGUAGAUUGCAACCGGUUGGUGAUCCAACCAUGAGAGUAGAAUGGUUCUGCAAUGGAAGACCGAUUAAAACAGGACACAGGUUUAGGCCGGCCUAUGAAUUUGAUUACGUUGCCCUAGACCUUCUGAGUGUCUAUCCUGAGGACUCAGGUGUAUACACAUGCCAAGCUACAAACCAACUUGGUGAAGCCGUAACUUCUUGUGCUUUACGAGUAAUUGCUAAAAAAGAUCUUAUUUUCGAGUCGCAACACCCAUCAGGACUAGAAAAAAUCCAAUAUUUGGAAGAUGCCUCACGUUACAAGAAGAGUGAGGUAGUUGAUGAAUCCAUAAAUAUAAAACCUCGGUUCAUUACAAAACCAAAGUCUAUCGACAAUGUGGUUGAAGGUCACCAUGUUCAUUUCGAAUGCAAACUUGAACCAGUGACGGAUUCUAACCUGAAAGUAGAAUGGUUCAAAAAUGGGCACCCCGUGACUAUUGGGCACAGAUUCCGCCCGAUUCAUGAUUUUGGCUAUGUGGCACUUGACAUAAUUGACCUGAUUGCUGAAGACACCGGUGUUUACACAUGCAGAGCCGUCAACCUCGUCGGUACUGAUGAAGUCAGCUGCAGAUUGACUUGCCGCAGCACUGCAGAUAUAGUCAGAGCAACACAAAAUGAAGCCGGUCUUACACAAAUUCAAUCACUUGAAGAUAGGUCUAAACAUCACAGGACCGAUUUCGUUGAUGAGGUUACUACGCAAGCACCAAUAUUUACUACCUCACUGAAAAACAUUGAGAUCAAAGAAGGCCAAAGAGCUCACUUCGAGUGCAGGCUGAUACCUGUUUCAGAUCCUACUAUGAAAGUAGAAUGGUAUCACAACAACAAACCACUAAAGAGUGGAUCAAGAUUUACGGAAACCAACAACUUUGGUUUUGUUGCUCUUGACAUUAUGUCUUGCCUACCUGAAGAUUCCGGAACGUACACCUGCAGAGCUAUUAAUGCUCUCGGUGAAGCAGUAACAUCUGGAAUUGCUAUUGUACAUUCUAGGAAAUCAAUUUACUUGGAAUCGCAGCACGAAGGAGCUCUUCCAAGACUUAACCAACUAGAAGAUACUUCUAGAUAUCAAAGACACAGUGCUCAAGAUGAAUCUAUUACACAAGCACCGGUGUUUACAAUGCCUAUGAAGGACAUACGAGUAGCUGAAAACCAAGCUGCUCAUUUCGAAGCAAGGCUCAUUCCUGUCGGUGAUCCGAAACUCCGAGUGGAAUGGCUACGCAAUGGCGUACCUAUUGAAGCUUCAAACCGCUUGACAACUAUGCAUGACUUUGGUUAUGUUGCCUUGAAUAUGAAAUAUGUAAAUCCAGAAGAUUCUGGAACUUAUACAUGCCGUGCUAUCAACGAACUAGGUGAAGCUGUAACAUCAUCUACACUAUUCGUUCAGUCUAAAGCAUCGCUUCAACUGGAGUCUCAGCAUGAGAGUGCCUUAGAGAAAAUCCAGCAGUUGGAAGAUUCUUCUCGCUACCGACGCAGAGAGGACGUCGAAGUAGCCGUCAAUCAGGCACCGAGAUUCAUCACACAACUGAACGGACCAUCGAGGCUUGUAGAGGGCCAGAGUGCUCAUUAUGAAUGCCGUAUUGAACCGUACCCAGAUCCGAAUAUGCGGGUAGAGUGGUACUUUAAUGGAAAGGUCCUUCAAAGCGGCCACCGUUAUCGCACAGCUUAUGAUUUCGGAUUUGCUGCACUUGAUAUCUUAACAGUAUAUGGAGAAGAUUCUGGUGAAUAUACUUGCAAGGUUAUUAAUAACCUGGGCCAAGCCACCUCUUCAAUCAAAUUGAACGUGCAGUCUAAGGAAUCCAUCAUAAGAGAUACACAGCAUGAGAGUGCUCUUGAAAAGAUACAGUACCUCGAAGAUGACAGUCGCUACAAACGUGUAGUUCGGGAUGAGAGCUUCGUGGCUGAGAAACCACAAUUCGGAAAGCCAUUGAAAAACGCUGAAGUUAGUGAAGGCAAGCCAGUACACCUGGAAGCUACCCUUACUCCAGUAAACGAUCCCACUAUGCGUGUGGAAUGGUUCUGUAACGGUAGACCUGUACAACAAGGUCAUCGAUUCAAGACAACAUACGACUUUGGUUAUGUCGCGCUAGAUAUUCUGUAUGCUUACGCUGAAGACAGCGGCACAUACAUGUGCAAAGCUACUAACGCUGUCGGCGAAGCUGUCACCACUGGCUCUGUGAAAGUAGAUGCUAAAGCCGGACUUUACUUAGACACAUUAGACGAGCAACGUCUCAAAAAGAUACAAGAACUAGAACAGUAUGAGAGACCAAAACCGGUGCAAGAGGAGCAGCCAGGUCAGAGGCCAGUGUUCUUAACAGCCCUGACGAGCUUGGAGAACUUGAAAGAAGGAGACCAUGCACACUUCGAGUGUAGAGUAGAACCGAUCAACGACCCCGAUCUAAAGAUCGAAUGGUUCCUUAACGGGCAAAAGAUAAGAGCUGGCCACAGGUACAGGACAACACAUGACUUCGGUUAUGUUGCCUUAGAUAUUCUGUACACAUACUCUGAAGAUUCUGGAACUUACAUGUGUAAGGCCACUAAUAAACUCGGGGAAGCAGUUAAUACAUGCACGAUGAAGGUUGCAGGGCACAGAAGUAUCAUCCUUGACACUCAGCAUCCAAAUGGCUUGGAGAAAAUUAGACAACUUGAAGCCCAAGGCCAUCAUACAAGGAUGGAAGUUGAAGAACCUAAAGUUAGUCCACCUAGGUUUGUCACGGAGUUACGUGGAACGACUCAUGUAUUUGAGGGUCAGACAGCUCACUUUGAAUGCCAGGUGGAGCCGGUACAUGAUCCUAACUUGAGAAUUGAAUUCUACCAUAAUGGCAAGGCCCUGCAAUCUGCUGCACGGUUCCAUAUCACUUUUGAUUUUGGUUACGUGUCAUUAGAUAUUCAGCAUUGCGUCCCUGAGGACGCUGGUGAAUACUCAGUGAAGGCAAUUAAUGCAUUAGGCCAGUGUACAUCAUCUAUAUCUAUGACAGUAACCGCAAAAGGAAGCAUUAUAUCGGAAUCUCAACGUCCUGAAGGCUUGGAAAAGAUCCGAGAGCUAGAAUCUGCGGAACCGUUUAAACGUCCCGAAAUUCCAGAACCAGUCACACGCCAAAGACCAGUAUUCACUCAACCUCUUCAAAAUAUUGAUAACAUUCAGGAAGGUCAAACAGCUCACUUUGACUGUAGACUUAUUCCAGUUGGUGACCCUACCCUUAAAGUGGAAUGGUUCAGAAAUGAGAAACUUAUUGAGGACAGUUCUAGAAUUACGAAGACCCACGACUUUGGUUAUGUGUCGAUGACUAUCACCCAUGUUCGUGAUGAAGAUGAAGGCGUCUAUAUGUGCCGAGCUUCCAAUCUAUUGGGCGAAGCGGUAACGACUGCUGCCAUGAGAAUAAAAACAAAGGCAGCCAUUCAAAUGGAUACACAACAUCCAGAGGGUAUGAAGAAAAUCCAGCAACUUGAACAACCACAGCAAAGAAGGCCUGAUGAGCCUGAACGCGAGUUUGAAAAGCCUAUCUUUACCCAAGUGCUUACGGGACCCUCGGAAUUGUGGGAGGGACAGCAUGCUCAUUACGAAGCACGAGUAGUGCCUGUUGGUGACCCAAGCUUAAGAUUUGAGUGGUACAUCAAUGGAGUAGAACUCAAAAUGGGUUCCAGAUUCCGCACCACUCAUGAUUUCGGAUUUGUCACUUUAGACAUUAAUUCGGUAGUAGCCGAAGACGCUGGCCUUUACAUGUGCAAAGCGAUAAACAAAGCUGGCAGCACAGUAUCUUCUGCUUCUCUGAAGAUCAAGACAAAGUCAACCAUUGUAGAUCAGACAAUGAGACCUGAAGCUUGGGAGCAAAUUCAAUUGAAGGAAGCCGCCAUGAACAAAGUACCAGAGAUGUUUGUGGACUCAGGCGUUCAACAGGCACCAAUCUUCACCACACAUCUUAAGAGCUAUGAUAAACUCGUUGAAGGACAGCACGUUUACUUGGAAGCCCAAGUAGAACCACGAACUGACCCUAACCUCAGAAUUGAAUGGUUCAAGAAUGGUAUGUCUCUCACAACCGGCUCAAGAUUAAAGAGUACAUUCGAUUUUGGUUUGGUAACUCUCUCCAUCAACAGUGUUAGGAUCGAUGAUUCUGGGAUUUACACCUGCAAAGCAACCAACUUAAUGGGAGAAGCUGUAUCAACCGCUUCCAUUAAAAUAGAAGAUCGCCACUGGCUACUUGGUGAAACGCUUCACCCUGAAUCGUUGGAUAGAAUAGGCGCUCUUGAACAGCCUAAAGCUGGCAAACCUGAGGCCCCUGAACCUGUAUAUGAAAUACCCGUAUUUAUAUCUCAUCUGAACAAUAUUCUAUGCAAAGAAGGUGAAAAUAUACACUUCGAAUGUAACGUUGAGCCUUCUAGGGAUCCUACACUUAAGAUUGAAUGGUUCUUCAACAAUAAACCACUACCAUCCGGUUCGAGAUAUAAGAGUACACACGAUUUCAGCUAUGUGUCUCUUGAUAUUACUCACACUUACGAAGAAGAUUCUGGUAUUUACACAUGUAAGGCUACUAACAGCAAGGGUUCUGCAACUACCUCAGGCUCGCUAAGAUGUACUGGAGAUAAAAACAUAUAUUUCGAUACCCAGCACCCACAAGGAAAGGCUGGAUUGGAAGCAGUUGAACAGGCAGAAGAAGCACGUUUAUCAAAAUCUAGGAGAACGUCUGUACCUGAUGUAGAGUACCCGAAACCGGAAUGGGUGGUACCUGUAGCCGCAGAAAAUCAAUUGAUUGAAGGACAAGCCCUUCACCUCGAAGGACAGGUUGAACCAAAGAAUGAUCCCAACCUUAGAAUUGAAUGGUACUUUAACGGAAAAGUUUUAGAACAAGGUUCAAGAUUCAAGCUAACAAGCGAUUUUGGCUUUGUAACUUUGGACUUGACUGAUGUGUAUGAGAGAGAUAGCGGAAUUUACACUUGCAAGGCUUAUAAUAAGAGGGGUGAAGCCUUUACAUCAUCAACCGUGUUCUGUACUAGCAAAGAAAACCUUAUUGAAAGAACACAACAUCCUAAAGGCACUGAAGGUUUGGAAAAGAUACAAAACUUGGAGGAAUCUCUGCGUAGAGAGCCAGGUCAGAAACCUGAUGAUGACACUGGAAGACCUCCAGAAUUCACAACCGUGUUCCAAGAUAUUGUCGACAUUAGUGAGGGACAGAUUGCCCAUUAUGAAGCAUCUCUCAUUCCAACAGGAGAUCAAAGUAUGGUCAUUGAGUGGUUCUACAAUGGAAAAUCUAUUGAAGCUAGUCAUCGCAUUCGUACAGUUUAUGCCUUCGGUAUGGUUGUACUUGAAAUCCUUGGAACUAAGACAACUGAUUCGGGAGUGUACUCAUGCCGAGCAACCAACAGAUGGGGACAAGCGGAAAUAAGCGUCAAGUUGGAAUGUGUUGACAAGAGCAAAGGACAGAAACCAAGAUUUACCACUCAUAUUCAAAACAUUGAAGGUUUGAAGGAUGGUCAAUCUGCUCACUUUGAAUGCACAGUUGUGCCGGUUGACGACCCAGACUUGAAAAUUGAAUGGUAUCAUAACGGCCAACCUCUGCGCCACUCUACUAGAAUUAAAACGGUUUCAGACUUUGGUUUUGUUGUCCUUGACAUUGCAUACACUCAAAACCAUGAUACUGGUGAAUACGUUUGCCGUGCGUAUAACAAGUAUGGCGAAGACUUCACUAAGGCUAAUAUAACUUGCUUCGGAAGGGGUGGAGUUUAUCUCGACAGCUUACAGCCUGAUUCGUUGGCUAAAAUCAGGGAAUUGGAAAGCCUGCAAGGAAUGCAACAGCAAGCGCCUGCGCCUGCAUCAGCUGUGCCACCUAAGUUCAUUACUCAAAUUCAAGACGUGACUAAGCUAGCAGAAGGUCAAAGUGCACACUUUGAGGCUAGACUUGUGCCAGUUGAUGAUCCAGACCUAAAAGUUGAAUGGUUCUACAAUGGCAAGAAAUUGCCUCAUGGUCACAGGUACAGGACUUUCCAUGACUUCGGAAUUGUUAUAUUGGAUAUUCUUUACUGCUAUGAAGAAAACUCAGGUGUAUACGAGUGUGUGGCUACUAAUAAGCUCGGACGCGAUUCUACAAAGGCUACGUUGAAAUGUACUUCAAAGGAGAAUUUAAUCUUGGACUCGCAACUACCGCGGGGCAUGGAAGGUGGGUUGGAAAAACUGCAGACUCUCGAAGACUCCAUGAUACGCAGGAAGGAUGUCAAGGAAGAAGAGGAACGGGGUAAAGCUCCCGUCUUCACAGUGCCGCUUUCAAACAUCGAUAACCUUCGGGAAGGCGAAAAUGCACACUUUGAAGCGAGAUUAACACCAACUGAUGACCCUAACUUAAAGGUGGAGUGGUACUGGAAUGGAAAGUCACUUAAGGCUGGUUCCAGGUUCAGAACCUUCUGCGACUUUGGUUUUGUCAUCCUUGAAAUUUCUCCAACUUACCCUGAAGAUUCUGGUGAAUACUUAUGCAGGGCAUACAACAAUUAUGGAGAGGCAGUUACAACAGCCACAAUGAAAGUACAAGGAAAGCGAAACAUUAUUCUGGAAUCACAAUUACCCAAAGGCAUGGAAGGAACCAUUGAUAAAAUUGCGGCCCUUGAAGGCUACACUGGUACUGUAGACUCCAUGACUCCAGAAGCUGAGACUGGUAAUCCUCCUGAAUUCACCACUACACCUUCAGACCUCAUUUUAUCUGAAAAUUCUUCGGCUCACUUUGAGUGCCGUCUUAUUCCUGUUAAUGAUUCGAGUAUGAGAGUAGAAUGGUUCCAUAAUGGAAAGCCACUUCUCACCGGAUCUAGAGUAAAGACCAUUAAUGAUUUCGGAUUCGUAAUAUUGGAAAUUGGUGGUGUAUACCAACGUGACGCAGGUCUCUACACCUGCAAGGCCACCAACCGACAUGGAGAAGCAACUGUUUCUUGCAAACUACAAGUCAAGGGAAGACAAGGUAUCAUUUUGGAACCACAAUUACCAUCUCACUUCAAGUCUGGUACUGAGAGCAUCCAGAAAUUGGAGGAGACUCUGCACAAGCGUGAAGAAAUUACAAUUGAAGAUGAAAAGCCCAACCCACCUAAGUUUAUCGUAGAAAUCAAAGACAACAUUGAUGUCCCUGAAGGUGGACCGAUUCACUUCGACUGUCGUGUUGAACCAGUUGGUGAUCCCACUAUGAGAAUUGAUUGGUUCUACAAUGGCCGACCUUUCGCAACCGGAUCGCGAGUUCAUAUGCUCAAUGAUUUCGGAUUUAUCGCUCUGGACAUCGACUAUAUUUAUGCUCGUGAUGCUGGAGAGUAUACUUGUCGCGCUACCAACAAAUGGGGUUCCGCAACCACUACUGCUAAGAUCACCUGCAGUGCUAAGCGUGAUAUUGUAUUAGAGUCCCAGCUUCCACAAGGUAUGAGCGGAGAGAAGAUCAAGGAGCUUGAAAGGGGCCGUGUUAGUGAUGCACCAAAGGAAGAGCCUGUUAUAAGCAGCCCGCCUAAGUUCAUCACUCAGAUCCAGUCGCACACAGUUGAAGAAUCAGAAAGCGUACGAUUUGAAUGUCGCGUGGAACCUAAAGAAGACCCGAAACUGCGUAUCGAAUGGUACCGUAAUGGCAAGCUUUUGCCUUCUGGCCAUAGGUACCGCACUGUUUAUGAUAUGGGUUUCGUUUCACUUGACAUUUUGUACGUUUAUGCUGAAGACUCGGGUGAAUACGUAUGCCGUGCAGUAAAUGAUAUUGGCGAAGAUUUCACUAGAGCUACAGUGUCUUGUAAACAACUACCGGAUAUCAUCCUGCAAAAUCAAGUACCACGAGGAAUGAAGAAAUCGGAGGCACUCACUCAGAUGGAAGCCACCAUUAAGAAGUAUACUUCAGAAAUUUUCUUGACUGAAGAUGACUUAUAUGAUGCUGAUAAGAAACAGCCGCCGCGCUUUGUAACCCAGAUUGAAAGCCAAACAACUUUGGUGGAAAUGGAGUCCACGAAGUUUGAGUGCCAGUUAGCUCCUGUUGGUGAUCCUAACAUGAAAGUGGAAUGGUUCUUCAAUGGAAAACCCUUAUUGCACAAGAACCGAUUCACGCCUAUUUACGACUUUGGUUACGUGGCUAUGAACUUUGGCUGGGUUUAUCCUGAAGACAGUGGUGAAUACCUUUGCCGUGCAACCAACCUGUACGGUAUGGAUGAAACCCGAGCUGUUAUCAAAACAGCUGGUAAACCUGGUAUUGUUUAUGAUUCUCAAUUACCUAAGCACAUGAAGAGUAUUGAGAAAAUAAGAGAAAUGGAAGCCGCUUGGCAAAUGGUACCUGAAGAAGCAGCAGAAGAGGCAAAGGCUCGAUCACCGCCAGUCUUUGUAAGCCGUCCAGACCCAGUCACCGUCGAGGAAGGCGAAUGGGCUCGUUUCUGCUGCCGAGUCACCGGACACCCCAAACCACGAGUGAUGUGGCUCAUCAAUGGCAACACUAUCGUUAAUGGUUCUAGAUACAAACUGACGUACGAUGGAAUGUAUCAUUUCGAUAUUCCUAAGACAAGGCAAUACGACACGGGUAAAAUCGAAGUUAUUGCUAGAAGUUCAGCAGGCGAAGCUUUGGCCACGACUGAACUUAAAGUUAUUCCGAGACACGACGACUACAGAGGGGUUCUAAAGAAUGCUCCACGACCAUGGUACGAUGAAACUACACAGUAUCAGCGCUCUGAAACAGAAUUAGAGAAAACGUUUGAGGAAAGGCAAGUUUUGCAACGACAGGGAGUUAUUGACCACAGGCCUGAGUUGAAACCGAAGGUCAUUAAAGAGCCGGAAACAGAAUGGCAACAGACUGUCAAGAAGAAGAAGAGUGAAGAGUAUUACAAUAAACUGCAGGAACUCGAAAAUGAGCAGGUUAUUAAGGAAAGUCGAUUUAGAGAAUCCACUCAUCAAUAUGCUAUUCCUGGGGAAAAGAUCGCUAGUAGUUCUAUUGCCAAGGGCAUGGCUCAAAGAUACGAGGACACCCUGGAACAAACGGAAGUUACAACUGAACAAGUACAGCAGAAGAAAGUAGCGAAGCCUAGAAUUCCGCCAGGCCCAUCUGAAUCUACUGUUCAUGGAAAAGAAGUACAUGUUGCCAAACAGAAACAAAUUCAGAAGGAAGUGGUCGGAGAUACAGAAAUUACACGUAAGAUUACUUCUACUGAAACAACUGAAAUGGAACAUAAAGCUCAGACACAGGAAAGAGUAGUGGAAGGACCUGUGAAGCCUAGCAAGCCUCCAGUAUUUACUAAGAAAAUGCAACCUUGCCGUGUGUUCGAACACGAACAAGCCAGAUUCGAAGUAGAAUUCGAUGGCGACCCACUGCCGACCAUCAAGUGGUACAGGGAGAACUUCCCCAUUAAAAACUCCGCUGACUUCCAGAUCCACACAUUUAGCACCAAAUCCAUUCUUAUCAUCAGGCAAGUUUUCGUUGAAGACUCUGCUGUGUUUGCAGCUGUGGCUGAAAACCGUGGAGGAACUGCUAAAUGUAGCGCUAACUUAGUUGUAGAAGAGCGCAGAAAGCAAGGAAGGGGUGGAGUUGCACCACCAAGUUUCACUUUAACAGCUCAAAACGUUAAUGUGACAGCCGGUCAACUAGUCAGGUUUGAUACCAAAGUGACUGGAACAAAGCCUAUUGAUGUUUACUGGCUGAAGAACGGAAAGAAAGUUCAGCCGGAUAUCAGAAACAAAAUACUAGAAGAAGAUGGCACAUACACCCUUCUUAUUCUUGAAGCUUAUCCCCAAGAUUCGGGUAAAUAUGAGUGUGUUGCUAUAAACAGCGCUGGAGAGGCACGGUGUGACGCUGAGUGUUCCGUUAAUGCCCCUGCUACCAAAGAAAAACCAAAACCUCAAACUAAAGCCGCUAACGCGCCUCCUGAAAUUAUUGAACCCCUGAAAGAUAAGGUUGUUGCUGAAGGUCAAGCCAUUGAAUUCAGUUGCAAGAUCGUUGGAAAGCCGGCACCUACAGUCCAGUGGUUCAAAGGCGAAAAAUUGAUUAAGCCGUCGAAGUACUUCCAAAUGUCACGCACUGCGGACGAAUACACUCUUCGCAUAUCUGAAGCUUUCCCGGAAGACGAGGGUGACUACAAAUGCGUUGCUUACAACUCGGCUGGCCGAGUGACUGUUGCCGCAAAACUUAAAGUAACUCAGCCUGAUCAGGCCGAUAAUCUGCCAACUUUAACACCUCUACGUGAUCUGGUUGUUUAUGAAGGACAGCCAGCACAAUUCAAAACUCAAAUAACCAGCAAAGUCAAACCGACGAUUCAGUGGCUUCGAGAAGGUGCUCUUAUCCCUGAAACGCCGGACUUCCAGAUGAUCCACGAAGGCAACAACGCCGUGUUGCUGAUCGGUAACACGUACGAGGAGGAUACUGGAACCUUCACUUGCCGGGCCACCACCGCCGCCGGCCAAGUCGAGACAUCGGCUAAGCUAGUCGUCAAAAGUAAGACAUAGAUACAGGCAGCGAGCUCGCGUCGCGCACUUUUAAUCCAUUAAUGUAGUGUUUCUUUGUUUCAUCUUUAUAUCACUUUGAGAUCGGGUGAAAACUACUACAUAGAAUUAAACACUGAAAGUUGACAUGCGAGUAUAGUAUUAAAUUAAAUGGCUUUAAAAUCGUAGCGGUUACCGCAGUAUAACGACUUACGUCCGCUUAAUAGACACACCCCCAUGAUCACCAUCUUGACAAAAUGACACAAACUACCGCGAGUGAACCCACCAAUAUCCUACCGACCUAGCCCAUGAGGCAACCGAUAGGCCGCGCAGUCUGACAAGUCACGAGGGUUGCUGCUGUACCACGGAGGUGUGCUUUUAGUUAUGGAAUUGAAGAAAUGUACAAGCUUGUACGCAAAACUUGUAAUUUUGACAGGAACAGAAUUGUUGCCUGUUGAUUAUGAUACUUAUCGAUAAAAGUCACAGCAAUGUAUUUACCAGAUUUUAUUCAUAUUGUUCAUUCUUUUAAAAUGAAAAAACGAAUGGGGUGCAGUUCGUUUGGGCAUGCUUAUUUUGAUCUUGAAAUAUGACUAGGUAAUGAAUUAAUUUUCGUUUUAAUUCUAAGGAAAGUAUUCUUCUUCUUUUUAUAUGACUCAUAAAGAGUUAAAAUUUUCUUCUUUUAUAAUAAAAGUAUUGAAAUCUUUUAACUUUGCUGGUCUUCAUUUAAAUUCUAGUCAAUCUCUUUAAGGUUUUCCUGUGUCUAAACGUUUCCUAUCUAAUUAUAAUCAGGGUACAAAAUUAUCAUGCUUGCUAUAUUUUGUCACUUAAAAGAAUGACCGAUAUUAAUUUUAAAUGUAUCUAAACAAGUAAAUCAACCAGUUCUUUUUGUGAAAAGUUAACUACCAGAGGCUCAGCUUCUUGGCAGUGAACGGAAUAUAAAGCAAAUAUCUUUUUUGCGUACAACAAUGUACAGAAUACGUACAUUUCUUCCGUAACGUAGCUUGAAAUGGCACCUCCGUCACACCACGACAGCGCAACAAUCGCAAACCCUAACAUGAAUUGCAAAUCGACUCGAUUGUAAAUUUAACUUGUAGUACUAUUUGGGCGAAUUUCCGCAUCUAACAUCGCUGUAUAUUUAAGCUUUUUGUGUAAAUAGUCCUAGUCUUACCCCGAGGCAGGCGACAGGCGGACCCGGCGAGCAUCGACCAGGAGCUACUAAAUAGUUGGACACACGUAACUGUGAUUAACAUGAACACAAGACAUUUUACGACUGUUUUGUUUUGCUUUUACCGCUACGAUGUUUACUAAAUGUAAAUGUAUACUUUGAACGAUUAUACUGUAUAUUAGACUGAAAUUGCGUUACAAAACGAAGACGCGUCUCUCAACAAAACAUCAAAUGUAUUUUUCACCCAAUACUCAUUUAUAAUAAUGAUAAGCCUGCUAAAGUUAAUGAAUUAUUUAUUUGGCCUUAUUAACCAUAAUUAGUAAAAACGUUUUACGCUUUUUGUGUUGAGAUCUGUCUAGCUAUUCUGUAUAAACUCACUACUGAGCUUUUGCAUCAGCAGCAACUAAAAUGCUGUUAGUGCAUCAGAUUACAUAUUUUUAGUAAGUUUCUACGAAAUAGCAAUGCUAACCUGUGUAUCUUAUGAAAAUGAUCUCAAUUAUGUUCAUCUUUUGCAAAGGUCAUUUCAUUUGAGGUGCAGUUUAUCAGAUAGUUAUUGAAUCUGGGACUUGUCGCGUGCACUGUGGUCAAGUAAAAGGUAUUCACCAUGUAAAUAUCAAAGACCUCCGAAGAAUCAUCUGUACCUAUAAAAGUCCCCGCUUCAAGUUUCACCUUGUCUAAGCAUGAAUCACUGUUUGUAUUGUCCGAUUUAGAUUUUGGCAUAAUGUUUAAGAUCAGUGAGUCCUAACAUUGCUGCACGAGGGGUGCGGACCCGCGCCUCCUGACGUUACCUAACAGCUGCGACUAACUUUGUCGGUGUCACGGCGAUGUAGUAUGUCGAUGUCAAGGUUUGCGAUAGCGGGUGUAGGGGAAGCCGGGUCGUUCUCGCGGACCACAAAGUUACUCGUUGUUGUAUCUUGCCAUGCCUAUAGUUCCGCUGUCAACUCUUCUAUGACAAAGAAACAUAAAGUUAGUGUACUAAGUCGCUCACCCUUGCGGCUCACCACUCAAACGACUUAAAGUACGCACGCAUUACUUGCCUUGCCAGUUUCUAUGUUUUGACAACACUGCCUAUGUUGAUGACCUAAUUUUUUUGCAAGUACAAAUCCAAAUUGAAUGAGAUUUUAUAGUUUAACGUUACAGUGAUCUUUAACUUAGUUUGUUUUUAAGUGCACGAUAUUGUUAAAAUUAAAAUGUGUUGUAUGUUUCACCUAAUUGUAUUAAGUUAUUAGGCGUGGCAGUAUUUUAUGACUAAAUGAAUUCUUAGAUUAUUUAAUAAUAUAUUUAUGACAUAAAAAUUUUGUAUGUUACCUUUAUGUGAAAUCUGUUUAAUAAAUGCUAUAAAUUAAUAAUAA